Molecule: messenger RNA, 8791 nt
Organism: Anarrhichthys ocellatus (wolf-eel)
Lineage: Eukaryota; Metazoa; Chordata; Actinopteri; Perciformes; Anarhichadidae
Gene: abca2
Product: ATP-binding cassette, sub-family A (ABC1), member 2
Exons: 40
Coding region: 2124-8657 (2177 amino acids)
Biological process (GO): lipid transport; transmembrane transport
Cellular component (GO): intracellular membrane-bounded organelle; membrane
Molecular function (GO): ATP hydrolysis activity; ATP binding; lipid carrier activity
Source: RefSeq, a predicted model, not a curated record
CUUGUGUCCUUGUGUCCAUGUGUCCUUGUGUGCUUGUGUCCAUGUGUCCAUGUGUCCUUGUGUCCUUGUGUCCUUGGGUAAGACACUCAACCAGCCAGUAAGAGUUGACUCUCCUCUGUGGCCGUGGUGUAAUUACAAUCACAGACAUUCAUUCUGUAAGGAAGGAAGCCGGUGUCUGUUCUGAUUGUUUGUGAGGUAAAAUAUCAAGAUUUUGAGUUUAAUUGUGAAAAAUAAUGUUUUAAUAAUGAAAAAUAUACUUUACCCAAUAAAGGACAGGAGGCUACAGCUGUUAUUUCAAUGCAUCAGAUACAUUUAAUCAUCAUUGAAUGUCUCCUGCUGCUUAUCUUAUCUUCAGGUUGGACAGUUACAGGUUGUGGUUAUUAGUUAGAACAACUAAAAGUGUCAUGUUUUCAGCUAGUAUAAGGGGAUCACUGACUUAUUUAUAACUUUAGUUACUUGCACAUGUUUAAACCUGAACCUGACUGUGUGUUAUGUGGAGCAGAAGACUGAGACUACACCUCUAUCUAUCCUCUCAGCACAUGAUGACUGAGCAUGUUGCUUAUGUUGGUUGAUGAGCUGAGAAUGUGUUGUCAGUGGAUUUAUCUCACUGGUCAAGAAACACCAGCAGUCAGACAAUCAGACAGGUUUUAUAUAUUUACAGUAUAUAUCAUCCAUCCAGGAUCGAGUUAUUAAUGAAAUGAUAGAGCUAAAACUAGUAGAUCAAAUAUUGCAAGAUGUAAUAAGCAUCUCAAGUGCUGGUGCUGUGUUGGGGGGUUAUCAGAUCAAGCUCUAAACACAACAUUGGAUCACUCUCCUCUGUGCAGCAUCUAAAACAGAAAGAACGAAGCUGAAGCAGCAGUGAUGGUGAGAUGGUGUCUGCAGAAGGUUUGACCUCCAACAUGUAAAUCUGCAGCAUUAGACACAUUCACAGAGCACUCUGCCGUUUAUUAUUCACAUCAGACGUUUGCUUUUGGUCUUCUAAGACAUGAAAAUCAAUAGACGUUCAACAGGAGGAGGUCUGGCAGCUGUUUAAUAUUCAGUUGUGUGGAGCUGUCUGUAACUCUGAUGUGUGUCACUGUGGUGCAACGGAUCGGAUCAUCUUUAGAUCAGCAAAGAAAAGGGGAGGAGACAAAUAUAACUUUGCUUUCCAUUUAUUAAUUAAAGAACUUCAAGAACACUUAAAGCAAAGAACUUUGGGCUAUAGUCUGACAUAACAACUAAAGAUGAUACUUGUUGUGGUGGUGUCUUGGAACCGCAGCAGUAAAACGUUAUUACACAUUAUGAUGAUUAAACUGUAAGAAGAAGAAGAGGGCGCUGUAGUGUGGACGCAAGGCGUGAACCAACAAUGAUGAUGUAGCCUGAAGCACUGUGGCGACACAUAUUUUUUUCAUAUUGUUUACUGUAAGUUUCUAUUUCAUAUUUAUGAUUCUUGUUUUUCAAUAUGCUCUAAAAUACUGAUUGUAAUGAUGAGGUUAUCUAAUGCUGAACAAUCUAUGAACAGGCAGACUCAUCACUCUGUGGUUGAUUUGAACUGACUUGCUAUCUUUAAAUAUCAAAAGAACACCUCCUCUCCAGCCUAAAUGUGAUUUAUGAAUGGCAGUGUUGGGAGCCUGCUGUGUGUCCAGCUGAGAGGCUCGUUGAUCUCUGAGCUGCUGACAGUAUUUUCCUACAGCAGGAAUAAAAAAGGAUUAUAUGUUCAGGACCGCAGAGGAAGCCCUUUUUGUUUGAAUUCACACGGUACUUUGUGAUAUUGAUCAGAUAUAAUUGUGAGCUCAUGAUCCAGUGAGGAGGUGUGUGUAUUAGCACAGAGGGUGCAGUAGUCAGUAAACAUGCUCAAAUCUGUGCGUCUUCAUAGUGAUUUAUAUGCACACUAAGGAAGCGUCUGCAAACAGUGCAGGAUGUGAACUACUCUAUGGAGAGGGUUCUGCAGUGGCAUCCUGUAGAUACCGCAUGGAUACCAGACGGCUUCAUUCACACUCCCUCCCUGAUGUAAUGAAUGGAUCUGUGACAGCAGGCAAACUCAAUCUACUCCACAGUGAGAUCCAUGAGCAGGAGAUGGGACCUGACGAGGAGUCUCACGUAAAGAACUCUGACUGAAGUCCACCUUGCAGCAGGAUCACUGCAUGAGUACUGGACUUGGAUUUAGCCAUGUUUUAUUGGAAAUAAUCUGGUCUAUUUUGUUCUUUCAGUGGGUGUUGGCCUUUGAGAUCUUCAUCCCGCUGGUCCUCUUCUUCAUCCUCCUGGGUCUGAGGCAGAAGAAGCCAGCGAUUCCUGUCAAGGAAGUGUCCUUCUACAGCGCAGCCCCACUCACCUCGGCUGGCAUCAUUCCCAUCAUGCAGUCGCUGUGCCCAGAUGGACAAAGGGAUGAAUUUGGUUUCCUGCAGUACAAGAACUCCACUGUGACCCAGCUGCUGGAGCGGAUCAGUGAAGUGGUUGAACAGAACCGCCUCUUCUCGCCUGAGCGGCCUGGUUUGGGUCAAGAGCUCGAGACCCUGCAGCAGCACCUGGAGAGUCUCAGUUCCACCCGUUUACCUCCGGACUACAACUUCAACACCAGUCAAGGCUUCACGCUGGCCAGUGUGUUGAGGAACCAGACUGUUUUCCAGCAGUUCCUGGUCACAAACCUUUCCCUGUCCAACUCCACAAGCAGCCUGCUGCUCAACACUCCAGUCAGCCUCAGGGAGGUGUACAGCCGUAUCUAUGGUACAUCUCUCAGAGAUGGAGGAGGGGCAAGUUGGAUUCAGGGGGCAAAAGACACCAGACAAAAACCUGGAGACGCAGUUGGUCAUCUGGAGGGGUUCCUUCUGACUGGAGCCAUGCUGGAGAUCCUCACCUGUGGUGAGGGCGGGGCCAACGAGCUCAGUAAGAUCCUGCUGGUGCCUGAGAAGCAGCGGCCAGUGCUGCAGGCCUAUCGCAGCGCAGUGUGCAGCGGAGGGGAGGUUCAAAGGUCAGAGCGCUUCAGGCUGAUGAGCCUCGAGUUGAGAGAGCAGAUCAACACGCAGAUUGUCAGUGAGAAGCUUAACUUGGACCAGUCCAGCUCUUUGGCUCCGCUCUCUCAGUCCGAUCUUGGGGCCUUAUUGAAGGACAUGGCUGAUGUGGAGAGGCUUCUCAAGGAUGUGGACCUGCUCUCCGGCCUGGCCCGACUGCUGCCCAAAGGAGCCUGUGCUGGUCGAACUCAAGCCUCGCCCGCAAACAUGUCCUGGCCCCUUAACGCCACCACCUGGGGCCCCAACACAACUGACAUCCCUGGAGAGGAGGGGGUGGAAGGAGCAGAGGGAGGUGGAGGAGCAGGAGCAAGGAAAGUGAAGGAGGAAGCAGAGAACCCUCACUCUCAGUUUUCAGCAUUUGUACAACUGUGGGCCGGACUACAGCCGAUUCUGUGUGGGCACAACAGGAUCAUUGAGCCUGAGGCUUUGAAACAGGGGAAUAUGAGUUCUCUGGGAUUCACCAGCAAAGAGCAGAGGAAUCUUGGUUUACUGGUUCACCUGAUGACUACAAACCCCAAGAUCCUCUACUCCCCCAUUGGAUCCCAGGUGGACAAAGUGAUUCAGAAGGCAAAUGAGACGUUUGCAUUCGUUGGCAACGUGACGCACUACACCCACGUGUGGCUCAACAUCUCCGCACAGCUCAGGACCUUUCUGGAGGAGGGUCGGCUGCACAACCACCUGGUGUGGUUACAGCAGAUGUCAGCAGAGCUUCAGCAGCACCCUGAGCUGUUAAAUGGCACAGACAGUGAGCUGAUGCAGGCUCUGAUGGAGGGUAACUACAGUCUUCCAAACAUCUCCACCCUGCUGGAGCAGCUGGACACCAUCGACAACGCUGCCUGCGGCUGGACGCGCUUCAUGUCUAAGGUCAGUGUGGACGUCUUCAAGGGCUUUCCUGACGAGGACAGCAUUGUCAACUACACCCUAAACCAGGCCUACCAGGACAACGUGUCUGUGUUUGCUAGUGUGAUCGUCCAGACUAACAAAGAUGGCUCCCUGCCGCCCCAUGUUCUGUACAAAAUUAGACAAAACUCCAGCUUCACAGAGAAGACCAAUGAGAUCAGACGGGCCUACUGGCGUCCCGGGCCCAACACCGGGGGGAAGUUCUACUUCCUCUACGGUUUUGUUUGGAUCCAAGAUAUGAUAGAGAGAGCCAUCAUCAACACCUUUGUGGGCCACGAUGUGGUGGAGCCGGGUAACUACGUCCAGAUGUUCCCCUACCCAUGCUACACCAGAGACGACUUCCUGUUUGUGAUCGAGCACAUGAUGCCUCUGUGCAUGGUGAUCUCCUGGGUUUACUCAGUGGCCAUGAUGAUUCAGCACAUUGUGGCUGAGAAGGAGCACCGGCUCAAAGAGGUGAUGAAGAUGAUGGGUCUGAACAACGCCGUCCACUGGGUGGCUUGGUUCAUCACCGGCUUCGUCCAGCUGUCCAUUUCCGUCACCGCUCUGACAGCCAUCUUGAAGUACGGCAGGGUGUUGCUCCACAGCGACCCCUUCGUCAUCUGGCUCUUCCUCACCAUCUAUGCUGUGGCCACCAUCAUGUUCUGUUUUUUGGUGUCAGUAAUCUACUCAAAAGCCAAGCUGGCUUCAGCUUGUGGAGGAAUCAUCUACUUCCUCAGCUACGUGCCCUACAUGUAUGUGGCCAUUAGGGAGGAGGUUGCCCACGAUAAGAUCACUGCUUUUGAGAAGUGCAUCGCUUCUCUGAUGUCCACCACAGCAUUCGGCCUGGGCUCCAAGUAUUUUGCGCUGUAUGAGGUAGCAGGUGUUGGCAUCCAGUGGAGGACCAUCAGCCAGUCACCGGUAGAAGGCGAUGACUUUAACCUGGGUCUGUCCAUGAUGAUGCUCAUCAUCGAUGCCGGUGUAUACGGUGUGCUCACUUGGUACAUAGAGGCUGUGCAUCCAGGAAUGUAUGGGCUUCCCCGCCCGUGGUACUUCCCGUUACAGAGGUCCUAUUGGUCGGGCAGUGGGCGUGUCGAGACCUGGGAUUGGCCGUGGUGUGCAGGCGGGACUGCCAGGCUCAGUGUGAUGGAGGAAGAUCAGGCUUGUGCUAUGGACCAGCGGAGAUCUGAGGAGAUGCGGGGCAUGGAGGAGGAGCCGAGCCACCUGUCGCUGGUGGUUUGUAUAGACAAACUGACCAAGGUGUACAAGACCGGCAACAAACUGGCCCUCGACAAACUGAGCCUCAACCUCCAUGAAAACCAGGUAGUCUCCUUCCUGGGACACAACGGCGCUGGCAAGACCACAACCAUGUCCAUCCUGACAGGCUUGUUCCCGCCAACCUCUGGAUCUGCCACCAUAUAUGGUCAUGACAUCCGCACGGAGAUGGAGCGGAUUCGUCAGAACCUGGGCAUGUGUCCACAGCACAACGUCCUGUUUGACAAGCUGAGUGUGGAGGAGCACCUGUGGUUCUACUCCAGACUCAAAGGCAUGGCUGAAGAAGACAUACGCAAGGAGAUGGACAAGAUGAUUGUUGACCUGGAGUUAUCCAACAAGCGCCACAGCUUGGUGGAGACUUUGUCCGGCGGGAUGAAGAGGAAGCUCUCUGUGGCCAUCGCCUUCGUUGGGGGCUCCAGGGCUGUCAUCCUGGACGAACCCACAGCGGGGGUGGACCCCUACGCUCGCAGGGCCAUCUGGGACCUGAUCCUCAAGUACAAACAGGGUCGUACAAUUCUGUUGUCCACCCACCAUAUGGAUGAAGCAGACCUUCUUGGAGAUCGCAUUGCCAUCAUCUCACAUGGGAAACUCAAGUGCUGUGGCUCGCCACUCUUCCUGAAGAGCACCUACGGAGAUGGAUACAAGCUGACACUAGUUAAAAAGCAGAGUGAAGGCAGAGGACAGGGCAGCCAGCUGCAGCCUCCUUCGUCUCUGUCUCCGUCCUCCUCUCUGUCACCUUGCUCAGAAGCUCGGGUCACCCAGUUUAUUCGCCGGUUUGUGGCAUCAUGUCUGCUGGUGUCUGACUCCAACACCGAGUUGUCCUACGUCCUGCCCUCUGAGGCCGUCAAGAAGGGCUGCUUCGAGAGGCUGUUCCAGGCUUUAGAGCAGAGCUUGGACAGCCUGGCUCUGACCAGCUUCGGGGUGAUGGACACCACGCUUGAGGAGGUUUUCCUCAAAGUCUCUGAGGAGGACCAGUCCCUGGAGAACAGUGAUGCUGACAUGAAGGGUUCCCCGGGGGGCAGCUCAGUGGGGAAGUCCUCAAUGGGUUCAGGAGGGCUGGGGGCGCCACAGGGUGAGACUGGACCUUCAGUGGAGAGUGAGAAGCCGGAGGUGGAGCCGAGUAAUCUGGUGAUGUGCUCCGGGCUGAGUCAGAGCCAGUCCUCCCUGAAAUCCUCCUCGUCCAUCGGCUCAGUAAGGGGGGAUGAAGGGGGACUGUACGCAGACUUCUAUGGAGAUUACUGCCCACUCUUUGACAACGGCCAAGAGUCUGACUCUGCCAGCCUGAGGGGAGAUGCAGAGAACCCCUCGUCCCCAGAGCCAGAGGUCCUGGAGGGGCAGGGCAGCUUUAAGCUGGAGGGUUGGUGGUUAAAGCUGAGUCAGUUCCACGGCCUCAUCGUCAAGAGGUUCCACUGUGCCAAGAGGAACACUAAGGGCCUCUUUUCUCAGAUCCUCCUGCCUGCCUUCUUCGUCUGUGUGGCCAUGACCGUGGCCUUAUCUGUGCCUGCGAUUGGAGAUCUGCCGCCCCUGAUCUUGUCCCCUUCUCAGUACCAUAACUACACCCAACCUAGAGGCAACUUCAUCCCCUACGCCAACGAAGACAGACCCCAGUACAGGUGUAAGUUGUCCCCAGACGCCAGCCCACAGAAGAUCAUCAACACCCUCCGUCUGCCCUCGGGUGUGGGUGCGACCUGCGUCCUUAAAACCCCCUUCAACAGCACCCUGGACCAACUGGCCCAGACCCUCAACCCCAGCGCCAACAACUCCAAGACCCUGGCUGCUCGCUACUUUGACUCAAUGUGUCUGGACUCCUUCACCCAGGGAGUCCCUCUCUCCAACUUUGUGCCCCCACCCCCUUCACCGGCACCAUCAGAUGACCCAGAUCCUCGCUUUGAGGACGGACUUUGGAACUUCACAGUGGCCCCUCCAACCACAGUCCAUGAGCCCGUGACAUCUCCUCCCACACUUCCCCUGUCCAUCCAUGAGCCGGUGCGUUGUACCUGCUCCAUGCAGGGGACGGGCUUCUCCUGCCCCAGUGGAGUGGGAGGACGCCCCCCCCUCAUGAAGGUAGUCACAGGUGACAUCCUGGUGGACAUCACAGGCCGGAACGUCUCUGAGUAUCUGCUCUUCACGUCAGACAGACUGCGCCUGCACAGAUAUGGUGGUUUAACGGUGGGGAACAUCCAGAAAUCCAUCCCAGCAUCCUUUGGGAGGAAGAUACCUCCAAUGGUUCGCAAGAUAGCAGUUCGCAGAUCAGCUCAGGUUCUGUACAACAACAAAGGUUACCACAGUAUGCCAACAUAUCUGAACGUUCUCAACAAUGCCAUCCUGCGCGCCAACCUGCCUGCAUCCAAGGGCAACCCUGCUGCUUAUGGUUUCACUCUGACAAACCAUCCAAUGAAUCGAACCAGUGCCAGCCUCUCUUUGGACUACUUGCUCCAGGGUACAGAUGUGGUGAUUGCCAUCUUCAUUAUUGUGGCCAUGUCCUUUGUGCCAGCCAGCUUUGUGGUGUUCCUGGUUGCAGAGAAAUCCACAAAGGCCAAACACCUGCAGUUUGUCAGCGGCUGUGAUCCUGUCAUCUACUGGCUGGCUAAUUACAUCUGGGACAUGCUCAACUACCUGGUACCUGCCACGUGCUGUGUUAUCAUUCUGUUUGUGUUCGACCUGCCAGCCUACACCUCCCCAACCAACUUCCCUGCUGUCCUCUCCCUCUUUCUUCUCUACGGGUGGUCCAUCACUCCCAUCAUGUACCCAGCAUCCUUCUGGUUUGAGGUGCCCAGUACAGCCUACGUGUUUCUAAUCGUCAUCAACCUAUUCAUAGGCAUUACUGCCACUGUUGCCACCUUCCUCCUCCAGCUCUUUGAGCACGAUAAGGAUCUGAAAAGAGUCAACAGUUACAUGAAGUCCUGUUUCCUAAUCUUCCCCAACUAUAACCUGGGCCACGGCCUGAUGGAGAUGGCUUAUAAUGAGUACAUCAAUGAAUACUACGCUAAAAUAGGCCAGUUUGACAAGAUGAAGUCUCCGUUCGAGUGGGACAUUGUGACUCGAGGACUCGUUGCCAUGACCAUCGAAGGCUUUGUUGGCUUCCUCAUCACCAUCCUCUGCCAGUACAACUUCCUCAGGAAACCCCCGAGGGUGCCAGUCAGCUGCCAGCCUAUAGACGACGAUGAUGUAGACGUGGCCUGUGAGAGACGAAGAGUGUUGCGAGGAGACGCCGACAACGAUAUGCUGAAGAUCGAGAACCUGACAAAGGUUUACAAAUCCAGGAAGAUGGGUCGUAUCCUGGCAGUGGACCGGCUCUGUCUGGGCGUCCGGCCUGGUGAGUGUUUUGGACUUCUAGGAGUUAAUGGAGCCGGGAAGACCAGCACCUUCAAGAUGCUAACGGGGGACGAGUGCACCACUGGAGGAGAAGCCUUCAUCGACGGAAACAGGUCAGUGCCAGAAACACAAGAUCACAUGAAGACUCAUCCGAUCAGAAUAACACUAUGGUCCACUGCAUGUCGACACCACUCUAUUUAUUAAGCUGUGAGGGCUGUUAUUGUCCUCAGCUCAGCUGAGUGCUGAGGUGAACAAGAGGAAACAUCAUGUUCAAGUUGCAUCAGUCACUCUAGAGAAACCAAGUCUUCACUAUCUGAUGGUCUGGUGAAUGAAUGUGG